Choloepus didactylus (southern two-toed sloth) is the source of this 4222-nucleotide messenger RNA. RefSeq names its product centrosomal protein 57 (gene CEP57). The record is from RefSeq and is a predicted model, not a curated record. Gene Ontology annotation, cellular component: centrosome. The transcript has 10 exons. Lineage: Eukaryota; Metazoa; Chordata; Mammalia; Pilosa; Megalonychidae. Gene Ontology annotation, molecular function: gamma-tubulin binding; microtubule binding; identical protein binding. The annotation marks the transcript as partial.
UUGAAAGAUAAUUUCUGUAUUUUUAUUUUUCAGAACAUCCUAGCUGAAUCAUCAAGGUCCAAUGGUAAUUUGGUUCGUCAUUCUUCAUCUCCAUAUGUAGUAUAUCCUCCUGAUAAGCCUUUUCUUAAUAGUGAUGUACGACGCUCUCCAAAUAAGCCUACAUUUGCCUAUCCAGAAAGCAACAGCAGAGCCAUAUUUUCCGCUCUGAAGAAUCUUCAAGAAAAGAUUCGACGUUUGGAACUUGAAAGGAUUCAGGCAGAAGAAAGUGUGAAAACUUUGUCUAGAGAAACAAGUGAAUAUAAGAAGGUACUGGAUGAACAGAUACAAGAAAGGGAGAAUUCAAAGAAUGAAGAAUCAAAGCACAAUCAAGAACUGACAUCUCAGUUGUUAGCUGCAGAAAAUAAAUGUAAUCUUUUAGAAAAACAGUUGGAAUACAUGAGAAAUAUGAUAAAGCAUGCUGAAAUGGAGAGGACAUCUGUAUUAGAGAAACAGGUUUCCCUAGAAAGAGAACGACAACAUGAUCAAACACACGUUCAGAGCCAACUUGAAAAAUUGGAUAUUCUUGAACAGGAGUAUAACAAACUUACUACCAUGCAGGCCAUUGCAGAAAAAAAAAUGGAAGAGUUGGAAGCAAAACUCCGUGAAGAAGAACAGGAAAGGAAACGUAUGCAAGUUAAGGCAGCCCAAUUGCAGACUGGUCUAGAAACAAAUAGACUUAUCUUAGAAGAUAAGGUAUCUCCAUAUGUUCCCAGUGCAAGAAAAAUUAAAAAAAAGAAGUCAAAGCCACCAGAAAAGAGAGGUUCUAGGAACUAUUUUCCUGUACAGCCACAUUAUAGACUAUGCUUGGGUGAUAUGCCAUUUGUAGCUGGAAAGUCCACCAGUCCUAGCCAUGCGGUGGUAGCCAAUGUUCAGCAUGUCUUGCAUCUAAUGAAGCAACACAGUAAAGCCUUGUGCAACGAUCGCGUAGUCAACAAUGUUCCUUUGGCAAAGCAAGCAUCUUCACGAAGUGCUAAAAGUAAGAAGCUGCCAGUAACACCUCCCUCCUCCAGCAGUAUUAAUGAAGAGUUGUCAGAAGUCUUGCAGACUUUACAGGAUGAAUUUGGGCAGAUGAGCUUUGAUCACCAGCAGCUAUCAAAACUUAUUCAGGAAUCACCAACUGUUGAACUGAAAGAGGACUUAGAGUGUGAACUGGAAGCAUUAGUGGGAAGGAUGGAGGCAAAAGCCAAUCAAAUAACUAAAGUUCGAAAAUAUCAAGCCCAGCUAGAGAAACAGAAGACAGAGAAGCAAAAAAAGGAAUCAAGAGCCACCAAAAAGCCUCUUGAUGAAGAAGGAAACAGCAGCAGCCGUUCUUCUGGAACCACAGGGACCACAAAUAAGAAGGACUUUGCCAAACUGAGACCUGGAGAAAAAAGCAAGAAAAAUCUUCAGUUAUUGAAGGACAUGCAAACCAUACAGAAUUCAUUGCAAAGCAAUAGUUUGUGUUGGGAUUACUGACUGGUACCAGCUCAUAAAUUUUAUUCAGAUAAUCUGUACCUCAUCAAUUGGAUGUUGACAGUUUAUUUUCCAGGUCUCAUAGUCUCGGCUGUUGGAAUUAAUUAGUAACAGGUGUUAAGGGGCUCAAGUUUUAUAAAGAGGCUUCUUGUGUUAGGAGGUAAGAGUUAAACCAUUUAAAUGGAAGCCAGGGGAUUUUUAAAGGCUGAGAAGCCAUACAUACUCUGCUUCUUUGUUUGAGAUUGAUUUGCUUUACUGAUAUAUUGCACUUUGUAAACAAAUUACCAAUUUUUUUCCUUGUGGUUGUGAUUUUUUAAAAUAGUUUCAUAUAUCUAAAUUUAAAUUAUCAAAAUGUGAGGCUGUCCCAUAGGAAGUGUUUGCUUGAAAAGUCUCAUUUUUAAAUCUUUCCCUGGCGUGAAGUGCCCAUUUUCCUUUUCCAAUACACCAUUAAAUAUACUUUAUUUUGGCUGUUGGUGGAGGUUUUCUAUAUUUAAAUAUUUAUACAUGGUUAAGAGGAUUCAAGUCCUCCAAUGGUAUCUUCUCAGUUGCUAAGUAAAAAGAACUCAUUUCCUUCUCAACAUUUACCCUCCCUAUUGUUUUGGUUUUUUUUAAUCCAAACAUUGAUCAUUAUUAAAUACACUUGUAUUGCUUUUUAAUCCAUUGUUACAAGAAAAAAAAAAAAAGACACAAUCUUUUAAAUCAGCUACCUGUAAAAAUUAUGUAUGAAUUUUAAUUUUUAGUUAAAAGUAUAAACAAAUUGUUAAUGAAGUAAAUGAGAUUUUGGAAUAAAGUGAGAAUGGGAGGGCAAGGGGGUGUUGUGUACAGCAUAUACAUUUCCUAUUAUUUAAGUAAUACCUGUUUGUAAUCAUGCUAUUCAAACAAGGCAUUAUGGGUUUUAAUCCUGAAACUUAAGGAAUCCCUUGGAUAUUUUAUUUACAGUAUGGGUGCAGCAUUAACUGUACACACACAAUUGUGUUAAUAAUGUAAAUCAUAAAUCUGAAUAGAUCAAUAGAUGUUAACUUUUUAUAAAUUUGCCACUGAACUUUAAUAAAGCAGUUUGUUUUAAGGAAACAUUGAAACUUUCCUUAACAGCCUGUUAACAAAGGCUUCAUUUGUUGUACUCUUCAAAAAAAGGCAUUUCCAAAUAUGACAUUAACACAUACUGAGAAACAAGAAUAUAUUGAUAUUUAGUACAUCAUUUACUUUCCAUUCUCGUGCUUAUAUAGACACUAAGCCCAAAGAGAAUCUCAAAGCAUGUGAUAAAAUACGGAGUGCUAGUGAACAUGAUCACAUAUUAAAGGAAUUCCUUUUUAUGCUUCCCCUGGAAUUGAGAACAUAGAUUGAAGCACAUGGAGUUCUAGGAUUAUCUAGACAGCCAGCAUGAAUUGUAGUGGCUCUCUGGACACUAGGUUUCUCAGGCCUCUUAUCAAAUUAAUUUUCUACAGUUGGCGUUCUUAAUUUGGGGUAUUUGUGAAUCUCUUGAAAUUUUAUGUAACCUGUUGCUUACCUGUGUAAUUUUCUGAUAACCAUGUCUGUAGCAUCAUCAGAUUGAUGAGACCCAAGGAAGGUAAGAAUUACUCAUCUGAUGACAUCGCAAGUUUGUCUUGUGUCUCAACCACUAUGACAAUUAUUAAACUUUUACCUCCUUAUUCAUUUGAGUUUCAGGUUAUAACACUGUAUAACUAUCACUUGAAUUGUAGCGGCUGCAAGUCCUCAUUAGAAGAGGGGCUUAAUGGUUGUGAAAUCCACCCCAUCCUUCAGCUAAGAUUCAAACUGAAAUACCCACUGCAGCUUUUGACACCUUCUGGUAAGAAAAAAAAAAUACUGCUUCAGUUUCUGUAUCUCAGAUUUAUAGCCAAAGAAUAGUUACAUUGUCAUCCAUUCAUUUUUGUUGUAGCAGAGCUUUACUGCCAGGCAUUUCAAACACACACUUGUAUCUUCGUAUGUGUAAGAUGCUCACGUGGAUACCAAACUGAGAAGGAAAGGUAUGUUUAUAGGCUUGGUAGUAAACAUGUGAAUUGUUUAUUUCAAUACAGAUGUGAUGAAUGUAGUAGUAAUAGUGUCUGCACAUUGCUGUGAGAGCUCAGAGGAAGAAGGGGAAGCAUGUGGAGAGGAGUGUGGAUAAAUCAAGGAUAACUUCCUGGGGAAAGAGGAGAUGGUGUCUAAACUUUAAAGACAAGGAGCCACAAGGAAGAACUUUGUUCCAGGGAGAUAAGAUAGAGUGAACAAAAGCAGGGAGGUGGGAAAUUGUGAAUAGCUGAGUAAGUAGUAUUACAUAAAAGUUGAGGUACACAGAGAAUAGAGGGGUUGGCAGAAACCAGGUCACAGGAAGCUAAGAAGCUUGGACUUGAUACUACAGGUCUUUAAACUUUGUGCCUCUGAUGAAAAAGAAGAAAGUGUACCUGACAACCAAUAUUUAUAGAUGUAUAUAUGCAGGCAUACCUCGUUUUAUUGCGCUUCACAGAAAAUUGGGUUUUUACAAGUUGGAGGUUUGUGGCAAUCCUGCGUCGAGCAAGUCUGUUGGUGCCAUUUUUCAAACAGCAUGUGCUCACUUUGUGUCUCUGCAUCACAUUUUGAUAAUUCUUGCAAUAUUUCAAAGUUUUUCAUGAUAAUAUCUGUUACGGUGAUGUGAUCAAUAAUCGUUGAUGUUACUGUUGUAAUUGUUUUGGGGCACUAUGAACUGUGGACAUAUAAGAUGGUGAACUUAAUAAACGUGUGUGUUUUGACUGCC